This is a messenger RNA of Fusarium pseudograminearum CS3096, 1248 nucleotides long. RefSeq lists its product as uncharacterized. Gene Ontology annotation, biological process: nitric oxide catabolic process; cellular response to nitrosative stress. The record is from RefSeq and is a predicted model, not a curated record. Lineage: Eukaryota; Fungi; Ascomycota; Sordariomycetes; Hypocreales; Nectriaceae. The coding region runs from base 1 to 1248 and encodes 415 amino acids. Gene Ontology annotation, cellular component: intracellular anatomical structure. The transcript has a single exon. Gene Ontology annotation, molecular function: FAD binding; heme binding; oxygen binding.
AUGGCUCUCACAGCAGCACAAGUAGCUAUCGUCAAGAGCACAGCUCCCAUCCUCAAGGAGCAUGGCAAGACCAUCACCACCACUUUCUACCGCAACAUGCUCGGCGCCCAUCCCGAGCUCAAGAACUACUUCUCUCUCCGCAAUCAGCAAACAGGCGCCCAGCAAGCUGCUCUCGCAAACUCCGUCCUUGCGUACGCCACAUAUAUUGACGACCUCGGCAAGCUGUCCCACGCCGUUGAGCGCAUUGCCCAGAAGCACGUCUCCCUGUUCAUCAAGGCCGAGCACUACCCCAUCGUCGGCACUCAUCUCAUCGGCGCCAUUGGCGAAGUUCUCGGUUCAGCUUUGACCACUGAGAUCAAGGAUGCUUGGGUCGCUGCGUACGGCCAGCUCGCAGAUAUCUUUAUCCAGCGCGAGGGUCAGCUAUACGAUGCCGCAGGUGAAUGGAACUCGUGGCGCAAGUUCAAGAUUGCCAAGAAGGAGGCUGAGAACGACUCCGUUACCAGCUUCUACCUCGAGCCGCUCGACGACAAGCCUCUUCCCAAGUUCCUCCCCGGGCAAUACGUCAGCCUGCAGAUUCCCAUCCCCGAGCUUGACGGUCUUCUCCAAAGCCGUCAGUUCAGUCUGAGCGAGGCCCCAGGAUCCAACCACUACCGCAUCAGCGUCAAGCUCCAGGGCCCAGAGGCGGAGCCUUCACUUGAAGAUCUCUCCGCUGGCAAGAUCCCUGGUCUCGUUUGCACUAGGCUGCACAAGCGAUACAACGUCGGUGACGAGGUCGAGCUAAGCCCUCCUGCUGGAGAAUUCUUCCUCAACCCCGCCGACACCUCAGCCGCCAAGAAGCCUCUUGUUCUCCUCUCGGCAGGUGUUGGUGCCACCCCUCUCGUUUCGAUCCUCGAUUCCGUUCUCGGAUCAGAGACUGCCUCGCGACCCAUCACAUGGAUCCACGGUGCUCGUUAUUCCGGCUCGACAUGCUUCGUGCCCCAUGUUCUGGACUCGGCCAAGAAGCACGACAACAUCACAGCCAAGAUCUUCCUCGAGGAUGUCAAAGAAGGCGACCAGUACGACUUUAAGGGCGAGAUCAACCUUGCUCAGCUGCAAAAGGAUAAGCUUCUCCAGCUUGACAGCUCUGAUGCUGAGUAUUUCAUCUGCGGUCCUGAGGACUGGAUGGUCAAGGUCAGGGCGUUCCUCGAGGAGAAUGGGGUACCCCGUGAGCGUCAGCACCUCGAGCUCUUCAAGACCGGCGACGUCUAA